AUGUACUCCACUCUCCUUUCCGUCGCUCUCUUCUCCACCCUCGCCAUCAGGGGAGCUCUUGCCGAUUUCAACGUCGACACCCCUACCGUUGUUGCAUGCCAGGAUGUCCAGCUCAAGUGGGACUCUGACGGCUCCAAGUCGUACGACGUCGCCAUCGUGCCCGCCGACGAGCCCUGCGGCACCGUUCUUGUGGAUCUCGGUGACCACACCAUAAACCACAUCACCUGGAAGAACGUUACUCUCAAGCCCGACACCACCGUCAUGAUCUCUGUCCUUUCCGACAACGAUGAGGGCUGGAGUGGCCACGUCACCGUCAAAGCGGGCAAUGACACUUCGUGCCUUGGUACCACCGUCGCGUCCUCCGCCGCGGCUGUGUCUACCCAGAAGACUACCCUCGUCGCGAAUGCUGCCAGCGCUGUCACCUCCGCUUCCUCUGCUCCCUCGGCACCCAAGACGUCGGAUGGUGCAGAGGCCGUCGGCGCUGCCGCCGCUGGUCUCGGCAACGGCGCCAUGUCGGUUGGCUUCUCGAUGGGCGCGGUUGCGCUCAGCGCGUUCGCCGGUAUCGCCGCCUUGGCCUUCUAA
Molecule: messenger RNA, 582 nt
Organism: Epithele typhae
Lineage: Eukaryota; Fungi; Basidiomycota; Agaricomycetes; Polyporales; Epitheliaceae
Exons: 5
Coding region: 1-582 (193 amino acids)
Source: RefSeq, a predicted model, not a curated record